GAAGAAGGAGACACGGACAGCAAAGGAAGAGAAGAUGACUAAUGACUCAUAAAAAACAAAUGUAGGAAAGGCAAGGAGAAAUCAGAGAACAAGAAUAAGAGUGUCGGUAUUCAGCAGAGGAGGACGAGAGGGAAGAAGCAAUAAAGGGAAAAUGUGGAGAAAGGAGUGGUUGACAAAGGACAAGCAUGAUGUGGACUGUGUCAGUAUUGCUCAAGGUGAGGUGUGUCUUCAGUACAAAGUGAACAGAUUCCAUGAUGGACAGGUGCGGAGGUAGAAUAGAAGAGUUGUAUUGUUUAGCUGCUCACUAAGUAAACAUUCCGUGACCUGAAGAAGUCAUAGUAAGUCAUUGUGUGGAGGGCUGAGUACCACAGACUGUGCAGGUUGUCGCGUGUUGCCUGCCGCAGCGUUGUUUGAGAGGUGUGUGCCCGGGGAGGAGGGGGUCGGUGUGGCUGGACACUUGAUCGGGUCAGGAGGUAAUGGGCCCGCAUUGGGGUACACCAUAACUCAGGAUGCGUACCUGGUGGAGUUUUUUGUUUGCGGGUCCUGACGGGACAGGGGGGCGGAGACCCUAUUAGCGGGGGAAUGGUGAUUGGUUUCCUCUCCCCCUGGUUAGACCUACAAUCUGGUUUGGGAAAGUCCAGGGUCGGGUGGGCAGAACGAGGAAGAACUUCGGUGCCGGAAGACACGAGUGUGCUCGGGGCUCUGCUGUUGAUGCAUUUCCUCGGAGUGGUGUGUGGUACGGGUCUGGGCAGAAGUUUCGUUCUCCCCUGCGUUUUCUGCGUGCGGCAGAAUCAACGCGUCACGAGCCGAUUGGGCUCAAACACCCGCUCACUAAACCUAGUGGGGCGAAGAAUCAAACAGACGGACGGAGGACUAAAGGACUACCGUCGGCCAGCCAACCACAGGUACCUGCGUGCAAACAGACCUGCGCCGAGGUAUCAGCGGACUGUCAGUGAGACCAAGAUAUUCAAGCCGCGAGGACUGUGUGCUUGACAAUACACGACGGCGUGACGCCGCGGUCUACCAGUGGUAGUGAGAAGUAAUUGUGUUUCAGGCAGUGGCCGGGAGGGGGAGUUGGUGGGUGCGCUGUGGGGGAAGUUUGUGUCGCGUCCGAGCACGCGGACACCAUCAGUGGAGGGGCGUGGCUAAACGCUCAGUUGUGUGCGCUAGGGGUGGGAUUUCCCACUGUGGGGUUCUCUUUUUCUUUUUCUUUGUUGUUGUUGUUUUUUUUUUUUUGUUUUAUAUACGUGUAUUUUUCCUUUUUUGUUGGGUUGGUGGUUGAAUUCUGCGGCCACCAAUAAACUUUAGUCUUGUAGUGUAACUUCGUGUACGUGUUUUAUGUUCACUGAGGAGUGAUUGGCUUUGUUGCUCGCGCCGGGCGUUGGAUUGUUUGUCAGUGCGAUUGUGAGUGCGUCUGUGAGAGAGCGAGGCUUGCGGCGCCCGACCGCGUUUACGCGACAAAAUGGUGGAGAUGCGGGGUAGUUAACCCACUACCCUAGUCCUCACUUCUCAGUGCUGUCUUGUCCUAUGUUUGUGUCGUGAUGUUUUGUGCGUGUGCUAGAAGAACUGUAAGCUGAGCUUGAUUAUUAUUUUUUUUUUUUUGUACACUGCGAGCGGCUGGCUAGCGUAAGCUUGGUCGGGGCGGCUGGGGGCCGUGGAGCAGGAAGAUCUACUUACUCGUCGUGUUACGUGGCGCAGCUCUGUCGCCAGCACUGCAGGGAGGCGGGGGCCUUGCCCGUAGGUUCAGGUGUUCCCUGCUUAUUGUGGUCAGCUCUGUGUGGUUCUGGUUUCCCUUUUAUUUAUCUAUUUUAUUUUUCUUGUUGUUGAGAUUAUUAGACUCCCACCGGUCCUCCAAUGUCGCGGUCGGAUUCCCCCGUGUCAGCGCACACGCGAGCGCGUGCGAGUGGGUCGGCAGUGGCCGGAAGCGAUUCCGAAAGUGAGCGGCAGAUGGUCGACACUUCGGACAGGGAACGGGUGACAGCUUUUCCUCAGGGGGUUCAGGAAUCCGCCGUCGAGAGGUACGUCCGGGUGGGUCGAGAGAUAGGCCUCAGUGGCAAGGACCUCCUGGACUUUGCCAGAGAGGAGAGAGAAAGGGAAAGGAGGGAAGAGAGAGAAGAGAGAGAGAGGAGAGAGAAAGAGAGAGGGAGGAGAGAGAGACAGGCAAGAAAGAAUCCGGAGGGACGAGCGGAACCACGAGCUGGAGAUGGCCAGGUUCCAGGGUGAGGGCGCAGGGCAGCAGAGAGCGGCGGCCGAAGGUGAGGCGAUCAAACUGAAAAUGCCAUUCUUUGAUGAUGGCGAGGACCUGGAGGCCUACCUGCGUCAUUUUGAGCGCUGCGCUAGAACGCAGAAUUGGAGCGCGGACUCGUGGGCGGUGAGGCUCGGCGCCCUGCUCAAGGGGAAGGGGGCGACGUCUAUGUGAGCCUCAGCGACGAGGACGCAGAGGAUUAUGGCAAGCUGAAGAACGCACUGCUCGUCAGCUUCCAGCUCACGGCAGACACGUACCGGAAGAGGUUCCGGGCUGCCAGACGAGAGGGCGGGGAGACUUACUUACAGUACGUGACUCGUAUGAGGACGUACCUGAGCAGGUGGUUGGAGCUGGCAGGCAAGUCAUCCACGUUCGAGGGCUUGCAGGACCUGAUCCUCAUGGAGCAGCUGCUCGACGGCCUGUCUGUAGAGACGGCCACUUUCGUCCGCGAGCGCGCGCCUGGGAGCGUAGGGGAGGCAGCAACGCUGGCACAGCAGUUCUUCGAGGCCCGGCGUCAGGUUAGGCACCCCAUCGCACCACAGCUAUCGGUGCGGCCCAGCGGUCCGAGGGAGAGGGCAGCGCCAGCCCAGGCACCCGGCCGGAGCCAGGGUAGGCAGCAGUGCUUCCACUGCGGCCAGGACGGCCACACCAGAAGGGACUGUCCCAGGGAGAGGGAAACCCGCCCAAGGGCGGGCGAACCGCCCACCGCCAGGGUGGCUACCAUCAGGACAGUCAACGCCACCGGCGGGCAGAGGUCGCCCCUAUGCUCAGAGUGUGCAGAAAAAGUGAUGACGUCCAGCUUUCGGAAAGCCGUGUGGGUCAACGACAUCCCAGCCACUGCGCUUCGGGACACAGGGGCAGACCUGCUGUGCAUCAGGAGCGACCUCGUCCCUAACCCGCGUCUCACUGGAUCCAGUAGGUGGAUACGAUACGCGAAUUCCGGGUUGACGCGCGCACCGCUUGCUAUAAUCCAAUUGGAAUCUCCGUACUAUCGCGGGAAGGCGGAAGCAGCUCUCAUUCCCAAGCUCGUGGAAGAGGUGAUCAUCGGCAACACGCUGAGGACGGAGCUAGGUGUGGAGCUGCAAGUGCCUGUGUACGGGGAGUCGCCGGGGACCUGUGCACCAGUCCAGACUAGAGCCCAGCGAGCGAGGGAAGAUGAUGUGGGCGUACCGGUGAAGGGUGUAGUGGAGAUGCUUGGGGUGGGGCCAGAGGAGAUAGCGCGAAUGCAGGAACAAGACGAGAGUCUGCAGCGCAUCCGGCGCCUGGCGGGCGAGCGGCAACCACCGUCGCGGCACGGCACGGGGAGUGUUUCGUUCGUACAGAGGAAAGGGCUGCUGUGGCGUAUAUACGCGCAGAGGAAGGGGGCUGAAUUUAAGCAACUCGUCGUUCCCCAACCUCUGAGACGUGAAGUGCUGCGGGUGGCCCACGACAAGCCCAUGGCGGGCCACCUGGGGGCGCGGAGGACGCGCGAUAGAAUAUGGUGUGAAUUUUACUGGCCCGGCAUGUGUAAGGAGAUCGGGCGCUACUGCGCGUCGUGCGACACGUGCCAGCGUACGACGCCCAGGGGAAACCUGAGAAAAGUGCCACUGGGCAAGAUGCCCAUCGUCGACCAGCCGUUUAAGAAGGUGGGAAUCGACCUGAUAGGUGACGCCGCGGUCUACCAGUGGUAGUGAGAAGUAAUUGUGUUUCAGGCAGUGGCCGGGAGGGGGAGUUGGUGGGUGCGCUGUGGGGGAAGUUUGUGUCGCGUCCGAGCACGCGGACACCAUCAGUGGAGGGGCGUGGCUAAACGCUCAGUUGUGUGCGCUAGGGGUGGGAUUUCCCACUGUGGGGUUCUCUUUUUCUUUUUCUUUGUUGUUGUUUUUUUUUUUUUGUUUUAUAUACGUGUAUUUUUCCUUUUUUGUUGGGUUGGUGGUUGCAUUCUGCGGCCGCCAAUAAACUUUAGUCUUGUAGUGUAACUUCGUGUACGUGUUUUAUGUUCACUGAGGAGUGAUUGGCUUUGUUGCUCGCGCCGGGCGUUGGAUUGUUUGUCAGUGCGAUUGUGAGUGCGUCUGUGAGAGAGCGAGGCUUGCGGCGCCCGACCGCGUUUACGCGACACAGGUAGCAAUUGAUAUUAGCACUGGUUGAUACCUUUGUUAUUUAUUUCUCUAUGCUCGUUCACCUGCAAAUGGUUGAACAUCAUUUCAGAUCAGUACACCCAAGGAAACAAGUUUAUUUGAGGACGAUUGAGCUAUUCUUCCAUUUGUGACUUGUAUUCAGUCGUAAUGAAAGUGGAAGUGUGUAGUAAACACAGGAAUUUAUCUCUGUAUAUGUGGUGUAGUACAUUGACACUCACUGCAGUAGUAACUAGAUAGUCGUGGGUUCUACUGUCAUUUUAACUUCACACUUUCUUCCUAAUGAAAGCAAACAACUAUCAAAAGUUAAUUAGCACACAAGUGAUUUUAUAAUCCCUGCAAUUUCACAUAGUUUGUUUUGUCCUAACUAAAUGUAUUAAGUAUUUCUUUUGCAUUCACAAAUGUUUGUAGAUUAUGGCGCGUUAAGAAUGCUCUCAAAAUGUUUUUCGUAGUAUUUAUGUAGGUCUCUAUAAAUGGUAAAAAUAUAAAGAGACUAAAUAUUUCAACAUUGUUCCCAUUUUUACGGGGUUUCUGUUGAUUGUGUUGACAAAGCGUGCUAUUAAUAGAACACAGCGUGGGACACGUGAAGCAGACUUUAGCAGUUGUAGAGUGCACAGUCACCUUUGAAUUCUAAGAUAAUGUUAGUAUACCAGUAUUUCAAGGCUUUUUC
Pomacea canaliculata is the source of this 5026-nucleotide messenger RNA. RefSeq lists its product as uncharacterized. The transcript has 2 exons. The record is from RefSeq and is a predicted model, not a curated record. Lineage: Eukaryota; Metazoa; Mollusca; Gastropoda; Architaenioglossa; Ampullariidae. The coding region runs from base 2566 to 3915 and encodes 449 amino acids. Gene Ontology annotation, molecular function: zinc ion binding; nucleic acid binding.